Penaeus monodon (black tiger shrimp) is the source of this 2003-nucleotide messenger RNA. Its product is annotated as bis(5'-adenosyl)-triphosphatase enpp4-like. The coding region runs from base 118 to 1614 and encodes 498 amino acids. The record is from RefSeq and is a predicted model, not a curated record. NCBI's taxonomy places the organism in Eukaryota, Metazoa, Arthropoda, Malacostraca, Decapoda, Penaeidae. The transcript has 8 exons.
GCAACCGAGACUCUGACAGGUGUUAGCAAGAGGGGAAAAAAUAACACGUUGGGUCUGUGGUCUCUGUUCUUCUCCUUGUUCACGUGUUCUCCCCCGUUCUUCAAGUUCCCCAUCGUGAUGAACAUGUCCCCAGCACUCUUCUUCCUCCUCCUGUUGAGUAAUUCCUUCGCAGCAAGAACAGGAGAUGAAGAAAAGGAUAAAAGUGUGCACAGAGUGGUGGUCAUCUCCCUGGAUGGCUUUGGACACAAUUAUCUCACUAAAUACAAUUUUCAGCAUUUAAAUCAACUGUUUGUUCAUGGGAGUUAUCCCGAGGUGUUCAGAAACCAGUUCAUCACAAAGACCUUCCCCAACCAUUUCUCCAUUGCGACGGGAGUUUAUGAGGAGACCCAUGGUGUCGUGGCGAAUGUCAUGUAUGACCCAGACUUAGACAAGACGCUACACGUUGAUGACGAGGAGUUCUUCACUCAGAAUCCAGGCAUCAUUCCUGUUUGGACCCUUAACGAAGAGCAUGGUGGCCACACGGCCUGCCUGAUGUGGCCUGGCUGUGAUAAGACCUUUCGUGGAAGGAAUGUCACCUACUGGACGCCCUUCCAUGAGGACGCCACCUUCAGGGAGAGCAUUGACAAGGCAGUGGAGUGGAUGACAGAUGCAACAAAGCCAGCCAAUCUUGUGUUCCUCUAUGUGCAGGAGCCUGAUACUGUUGGCCAUGCCUAUGGGCCGAACUCUUCAUAUGUCGUGGAAGAAUUGAAAAGGAUUGACGAUAACAUCGGUUACUUCUACAAGAUGCUGACCAUCUUCAACUUGCUGGACACGACCGACGUCAUAGUGCUGAGUGACCAUGGCAUGGUGGCUGUGCCCGAGGAGAACAUCAUAGAUCUGGACCAAAUUGUUGACCCAAAGCUGUAUCAUACCAGUGGAGGGUCCCCAGUCAUGCACAUUUGGCCAUAUGGAGACCUUCUUGACCUCUACAUCAAGUUUGACAACGGAGCCAAGAGUCACAAGUACAACGUGUACCAGAAGAAGAACUUUCCCUCGGAGUGGCACUACACCAACAACUCUCGGAUCAGUCGUCUUGUGCUGGUCGCCGAUGUGGGAUACGUCUUUCAGGACUGGAAGAACCACAUCGAGAACUAUAAGAAGAAGGGUCUGCCUGGAUUGACAAACACAUUUGGUGACCACGGCUACCCCACAAAUGCCUCCGAGAUGGAACCCAUAUUUGUUGCCGUCGGUCCGUCGUUCAAGAGGGGCUUCAAGGCACCGUCCUUCAGCAAUGUUGAUGUGUACCCUCUGCUGUGCCACAUGUUGUCCCUCCCACCUGGACCCAACAAUGGCACUCUCAAAGGCAUUGGCACUGUGCUAUCACACCCUGCAGUGGCUGCACUUGCUAAACCUCUCCUUAUAGCUUUAGGUUGCUUAGUGAUUCUGGUUGGGCUUAUUGGCAUCCUGGCCUGUGUACUGUCAAGAAGGGAUCGAAGAGCUGUGUCAGCCGAUUCGUUGAUUAAUGGAUACGUACACAGGAGAGUGAUGCGUUCUGAGUCCAGUAAGGUAGCAGACGAAGAUGCGAGCGAGGAGGAGUGUCUGUUGGAAAGUGAGGUUGUCACCGUGGAGCUAUAAGGGUUGGGUCUCAUGGACGACUCGCGCCUUCAAGAAGAUCUUUUGCUCUUGUGGCCGAAUUAUUGUUGUGAGAGUUGUAAUUUUUUUUUUUCUUGUAGGUUAUUGAUUGCUGAGGUGAUAUUUCGUAAUGGAAAGAAUUGUGCUGUAGUCAGUUAAUUACUUAUAGCCAUGUUUUAACCCUGUGAUCCCAGCUUAUAGAUUUCUUUGAAUUUUUUUUAGAUAUAUUUUUUAUAUAUAAAUUGUUUGUUUAUGAGGUAAAUCUCCCAUCCACAACAAGAAAAAAAAUCAAUAUGUGCAUAUUUAGUCAAAGUUCCAAAUAUGUGUGUGUGUGUGUGUGUGUGUGUGUGUGUGUGUGUGUGUGUGUGUGUGUGUGUGUGUGUGUGUGUGUG